UGCAACACAGAGUGCACGCACACAUCGUACAGGUUCAGUUGCUGCAUCCCCAUGGCGUGGUCGAUUAGCUGGUCGAGCUUGAGGAUCCUGACGGCCGGCUUGACGUGGAAGAUGGACAGCGAUUUGUUCGCGCAGUGGCUGGGGUUAUCUGCCGGAGAUGCGCCGCAGGCCAGCGGGGAAGCUAGUUCAGUACAUGGGCAAGUCCAGGGAGAGGGCCAUGAACCAGCGGAUGCAGAGGCAGCUGCCGCUUUAGAGGUGCUUGCCGAUGGUGCCGUCCAGGUUGAUUUUGGGCUGGAGGUCGCCGGCGAGGUGCUUCUUGAGGUGGUGGCGGACCCCGACCCCGACACCGAGAACGCAUAUGCCGGGGCUGAACCUCCUUCCCUGGAAGAGUUCGAGGAGUCAGUGAUGGUGUGGCCAUCUGACGAUCAAUCUGAGGACCAAGAUGAGGUGUGCUCAUCAAGCGUGAAGUGCCGCCGCCUGGAAUAGGUCUCGGUGAAGGGUCAAUGCUGCAAGUUGACUAUUCAAAACUUUAGUUUUCGUCCUGGAUGGUGACAUGUAUCGCUAGAUUAGUUCAUUAAUCGUUCCAAAGGGUCCCUCCUUCUGCACUUAGAAGACUCCUUUUUGCGUGUUCCCCUGUGUGGUUGUAAUUCGUCAAGAUGAUGAACUUGACGUAAUCGGCACGUGGUCAUUAGUACUUCAUGUGCCUAUCGCUUUCCCCUGAUCUGUCAGAAGUUGACAACAUUAGUAGAA
Messenger RNA from Triticum aestivum (bread wheat), 750 nucleotides. RefSeq lists its product as uncharacterized. NCBI's taxonomy places the organism in Eukaryota, Viridiplantae, Streptophyta, Magnoliopsida, Poales, Poaceae. Bases 52 to 486 code for a protein of 144 amino acids. The transcript is spliced from 3 exons. The record is from RefSeq and is a predicted model, not a curated record.